This is a messenger RNA of Pimephales promelas (fathead minnow), 689 nucleotides long. The record is from RefSeq and is a predicted model, not a curated record. Lineage: Eukaryota; Metazoa; Chordata; Actinopteri; Cypriniformes; Leuciscidae.
AUGCCGAAGGGAGAAAACCUCGAGUAUGCAGAUCGCUCUGAGGAGGAAGCUUGCUUGGAGCUGUACUUCAGACGAAUCAGGCCUGAGAACAUUCAGCCGGAGAAACUCUGCAAUAGUUUCUUUGUUUCGUCAUCCGGCGUGGAGGUUCAAAGUGUCUCUCGGGACAUGAAUCGGCUCCAUAAAUUGUACAAGCUGGCUCCUUUCUCUGCUCAGUGUGUGCGGAGGGCUGUUGAGGAGGCUGCAGAAAAGCUCCCGGCGCAGCAACAGGAGGCGCUCCACCAUUACCUGUCCAUCAGCGCUGGUGCGGUCCGGCCGCAGGAUGUCAUCAACGCAGCUCUGCUGCUGGAAUCAUUAGUCAGGUAUACAUCUCUUCAUCCAACCAUGGCAUUACUCAUCACAAACAAAGUAACGUCAUUCUGUCUUUCAGCACAUUUCACAGUCCGCAAGCCUUCAGCCGCAAAGGUGGCACGGCUUAUUACACAGGAGGGGUGGAAGGUCAACUGUCCCAAGCCGGAGGACAUCGAACGGCUGUGGACACCACCUUCGAAGGCAGAUGUUGAAGAUGACAAGUUCAUCCUUCGCUGUGUGUCUGAGCAGAACUGGUCGGGCAUGGCCAUAAAAGACUUUGGUGAUGAGCGUGGUUUUGGUGACAAUUGGGCGGAACAAUGAACGCGGUGUUGUUUCCAUGG